This is a messenger RNA of Penicillium samsonianum, 459 nucleotides long. RefSeq lists its product as uncharacterized. The record is from RefSeq and is a predicted model, not a curated record. NCBI's taxonomy places the organism in Eukaryota, Fungi, Ascomycota, Eurotiomycetes, Eurotiales, Aspergillaceae. The transcript has a single exon. The coding region runs from base 1 to 459 and encodes 152 amino acids.
AUGUCUUUUUCUCUACCAUAUUACCGACAACCAGAUCAGUUACCUGGCUCUCUGCCCGAACAACAAGAAAUCGACGAGGCUACGAAAAUUCUCCCCACCAUUCGCGACACGAAUUAUGGCGGACAUCUUGUCGUUGUUAGGGACCUAUUCGUCGUCAAAUAUGGGCCAUAUGUCACCGAAAAUGAGGGGUACGCUCUACUUUUCAUUGAGCAGAAGCUUUCCAUUCCUGCACCACAUCUUCCCUCUGUUGUCAAUAGGCAUCAGCCAACUUUCACUCAUGGAGACCCAUACAGAGAGAACAUUCCUGUUAGAAAAGUCAACAAACCCGCUUCUAGUACUGAGGAAUAUCAAAUGCUAGUAUCAUUGAUUGGGAAACAGCUGGAUGGUAUCCUUCUUACUGGGAAUAUGGCUACAUACUUCCUCUUUUCCAAUGGACCGAUGAUCGGCCAGCAAGUAUAG